AUGAGAAAUAACCAAAAUAAUAAUGAAUGGCAAGGAGAAGGUAGCAACAAUAACAAUGGAGGAGGGCCGUGUGGAGCAUGCAAGUAUCGAAGAAGAAAAUGUGAGGAAGGGUGUGUUUUCGCACCUUACUUUGACUCUGAACAAGGUACGGUUCACUUCGAGGCCGUGCACAAGGUGUUCGGAGCUAGCAAUGUGUCCAGGCUUCUGCACCGCAUCCCGGUUCAUCGUCGUCUUGACGCGGUUGUUAGUCUUUGUUAUGAAGCCUUAUCUAGGGUUCGUGAUCCGGUCUUCGGUUGUGUUGCUGAUAUUACCACCCUUCAACAACAGGUUACUAAAAUGCAAGCUGAAUUAGCCAUAGUAAAAGCGAAGCUGGCAACGUUACACAGCUUUACACCCACAUUUAAUGAAGCCAAUUACACACCAAAUUCUUGGUGGGUUGAUGAAAUCUCAACCAGCGCAAGCACUAAUAGUAACACACUUAAUUCCAUGCCUACGUUCAAGAAUGACUUUGGGUUGUAUCCACCAUCUCCUUUGGUUUCAGCAGGUGCAUGUGCUGGAGGAUCAUCCAUAACACCAUCAGAAUUACCCAACUUUUCUAACUUAAAUGAUAAUUAUCAACAAGAUGACAUGCUAGUUUUUGAAGAAGGUGAUCUCCAAACGUUGACCCGCGAAUAUUUAUCUAAGUUCCGGUGGAACCAUGCCUUGUACAAGGUAAGGCAUGGUAUGAAGGUUGCUCGCUUGAGGCAACAUGAAAAAGCAAGUCAGAAUGCACCAGAGGAGGGUGCUCAUUCGAAUUUAGCCAAUGGAAGCUUUUUGAUGAAAGUGCUUAUUCGAGCACUUUAG
Messenger RNA from Amaranthus tricolor (Joseph's coat), 843 nucleotides. Its product is annotated as LOB domain-containing protein 30-like. The transcript has 3 exons. The record is from RefSeq and is a predicted model, not a curated record. The coding region runs from base 1 to 843 and encodes 280 amino acids. Lineage: Eukaryota; Viridiplantae; Streptophyta; Magnoliopsida; Caryophyllales; Amaranthaceae. Gene Ontology annotation, biological process: positive regulation of DNA-templated transcription; hormone-mediated signaling pathway. Gene Ontology annotation, cellular component: nucleus.